Messenger RNA from Rhinolophus ferrumequinum (greater horseshoe bat), 3870 nucleotides. RefSeq names its product von Willebrand factor A domain containing 3B (gene VWA3B). The record is from RefSeq and is a predicted model, not a curated record. The transcript is spliced from 26 exons. NCBI's taxonomy places the organism in Eukaryota, Metazoa, Chordata, Mammalia, Chiroptera, Rhinolophidae. Bases 65 to 3832 code for a protein of 1255 amino acids.
AGGAAGUCUGAGUUUGACAAUUGCCCUUACAGGAGGUCCCUGGGACUUAGAGCCUAACUCAGAGAUGGAUUUGCCGGGCUCAUCUGCCAUCUCUGAGCAGCAGCUGGAGGAGCAAGAGGCACCGAGAAACACCAGAGAUGACGUGGCCUUGCAGAGUCUCAUCUCAUCCAAGGAAUGGCUCCGACUGCAUGGGCUGAAGAGCAACAAAUUGACCUUGAAACAGAUUUUGUCACAAAUUGGAUUCCCACACUGUGAAGAUUAUGUGACUUCCCUGGGGAGACUUGUGGCUUCCCGGUAUGCUGACGGCCUGUUUCCAAGGGUCUACAGAGCAGAAGAUGGCACAGCAUACAACUUGACAGCCAAAGCAGAAGUGAUCUGUCAGUUCGUGGAACUUUUAACACAAGCUGUGGAGAGCUAUAAGCAGAGGAUGGACUGGCUCACCAGCGGAAGCCAGCAGGUUUUUGGUGUCAUCUUGGAACAGAGCAUCACCAUAGUGCUGGAUUUUGGCAACAUGCGGGAGGAGGAGCUUAGUCUGUGCCAGGAUGCUCUAAUCAUGGUCCUCCGGGAACAGGUGGCUCACAUAGCCAAGUUCAAUAUCAUACGGGCGUCCCAAGAGCCUGUGAAAUGGCAGGAAAAUGCUGCUCCUGUGACACAACAGUCCAUAGCUGCUGCCAUCAGUUGGGUUGAGACACUGACAGUUGGUCAGGCGCUGAGUCAGGCUGGUCGCCUGGACGCUCUGCUGGAAGCUGGGAAAGACAAAACCAUUGAAUCCAUUUACUACUUUGCGGUGGGGGACAUCCCUGACGGAUGCAAGCAGCUUCUCCUCCACAGGGCUUUGGAGACACCAUGUCCUGUCUGCACUGUAUCCUUCAAUGCCAGAGGAGAAGGCACGAUAGCUUUCUUAAAGGAGCUGAGUGCCAAGACCCACAGCAGGUUCCAUGCGUUUGCAGAGAGAACAGAGUGUGUGGAAUUUCCUGCAUUCCCCCAAAGGGAUGGUGACAGUGUAAUGACUUGGAAUUCAAGGAAAUUGAAAGGAAAACCCCCUCCAGGAGCUGAGGUCCGAGAGGAUGUGUUUCUCGUCUGGAGGGAGAUGGAGGAAGCCUGCAGCACGCUGGCCCAGAUCCAGAGGCUGGUGGCCAAGGCCACUGUGGCCACAACGGACCGUGAAUUGGGAACAUUCUCUGUCCAGAAUGAGUCAAAUCCGGAAGACACCUGGGACUCUAAGAAGUGGCUACAGAAAAACGGCUUAAAAGCCCAGAGGCUGUCAUUUUACGAUGUCCUCGCUGACUGCUCCUUCCGCCACUCCGAUGGAGUUGUCGAUAUAAAAGCCAAGCCUGAAAACGAGUCGAUGCGGACCAGCGCGGAGACCAACAAGAAGACAAUCCAUGCGAAAUACUGCAGCAGAUUUGUCCACGCUCCCUGGAAGGACGGGAGCUUGGUUCACGUCUGUGUUACCAAGGAGAAGUACUCCUGGUACCGUGAGAGCAUCUGUGCAGCCCUGGCCCGCAUCCAGGACAGGAUUAACUGGCUGCAGGAUGGGAGUCAAGCCCUUUUUGGAAAAGUACGUAAUGACUGCAUCUACGUCCUUGUUGAUACGUCUCACUCGAUGAAGGACAAACUGGACUUGGUGAAGGGCAAGGUCAUCCAGUUUAUACAGGAACAACUGAAAUAUAAAAGGAAAUUCAAUUUUGUGCAGUUUGAUGCUCAAGCAGUUGCUUGGCGGGAAAAACUUGUUGAAAUUGAUGAAGAUAAUUUGAAAGGGGCUCAGUCCUGGGUUAGAGACAUUAAGACUGGAAGUUCCACAAAUACUCUGCAUGCCCUGCAAACUGCUUUAGCUGAUAAAGAAACACAAGCAAUCUACCUUUUGACAGAUGGAAGACCUGAUCAGCCACCUGAAAUGGUUAUAGACCAAGUCAAAGUUUUUCAGAAAAUUCCUAUUUACACCACCUCUUUCAAUUACAAUGAUGAGAUUGCAAAUGGCUUUUUGAAAGAGCUUGCUGCUUUGACUGGAGGAGAGUUCCAUUCCUAUAAUUUUGGCUUCAAGGAUUCCUGUCCUCCAGAGCCUGUUCAGAGUGAAGAUCUGACUCUUUUAAUUCAGGAAAUGGAGCAGGGACGCCGUGACCUGGAGAAGGUGCAAAGCCUUUACUCCGAGUCCUUGAUCAUGGACUGGUGGUACAACGGUUCAAAGGAGGGAGAUGAUAAGCAUCAGAAGGAAAUCUGUUCUGUGGUUUCAACCUCAGAAAAAUGUGCAAAUCCUCACUCUGAUGUCGAGGCAACACAGAUGUCAUUCUUAAAUACGUCUAAAGUACCAGGGGACCUUUCAAGUCAAAAGAUUCAGAAAAAAAAAGUCCUCCAUGCAGAAUCAACAAAAACCAGCCUGCUGAGAAGCCAGCAGUCCUCCCUCAGGAACUCAGUGUGCAGCAAGAGGAAGGACGGCCUUUCCACUCUCCGAAAUUAUACAACUGCCAUUUCCCUUUCCACAGAAAUGAGCGUCCUGAUGACAAAUGAGCAUCUGAAUGACAAACCAUCAGAAAGAUUGAUUCCAGAAGGAAGCCAAGUUGAUGAUCAAGAUUCUUCAGGUAUGUCUUCAGCUAACUGGCUCAGGACCCAUGGCUUGGUUGCCAAGAAACUCACCAUCAUGGAUGCCUUGUCAGUGGCAGCCGUCCCCCACAGCCCCACUUACGUUCCCGUUCUGGACAAGCAUGUUGUGUCCAAGGUCUUUGAUGAGGUGUUCCCUUUGGCACAUGUGUGCAGCGACACAAACAAGGUGACAUUAAUUAACCCCCAAGGAGUCAAGCUCAAUAUCUACAAACAAAAGGUGGAACAGGCGAUUAAGUCCUAUGAAAAGCGCUUGAAUAAAAUUGUUUGGCAAGCAUUAUCUCAAGAAGAAAAGGAAAAGCUAGAUGCAAACAAACCAAUGAGGUACUUGGAAAACAAGACAGCUUUAAAUGAGGCAUUAGAACGGUUGAAUUGGCCCAUUUCAUUGAAAGAGCUGUCGAUACUGGAAAAUGAAAUCCUAGCUGGAAAGAUGUAUGUCCAGCAGGCCCUCGAACUGCAGGAGGCUGCCAAGAAGGAGAAUUACGCGAGCAGGGCACUCGGAGAGCAACAGAAAUUUCAAGGCAAUCCAACAAAGAAAAUCAAACCAAAGAAAUUGGAUCACCUCAAAGGCCAGAAGGUUAUUGCAAGAUGUGAUGAAAAUGGCUUUUAUUUUCCAGGGGUUGUGAAGAAGUGCGUGAGCCCUACCCAUGCACUGGUGGGCUUCAGGUAUGGAGACACCAAGGUGGUGCCUAUCUCUUUCAUCACGCCUGUGGGGGGCGCCAUGCCCUGCCCGCUGCUCCAGGUUGGAGACUAUGUGUUUGCCAAAAUUGUGAUACCCAACGGAUUUGACUUCUAUGUCCCUGCCAUUGUCAUAGCGCUUCCAAAUCAUGAUGUGGCCGAAGAUAAAUUCUACACAGUUUUGAAGUGCAACAACCGCAGAGAAUUUUGCCCUCGGAGUGCACUGAUUAAGAUCAGCCAAAACAAGUAUGCCCUCUCCUGCUCUCACAUCAAGUCACCCCCACUUGAGGAGGGUCCCAAAGUGGCGGACGUGGACAUGAAAAACUCAACUUCCUUAAUACGGACAAUCAAAGAAGCUGACACGGCAGAUUUAGGAGAGCUGAGAGAAGAGAACCCUAGAAGGAAGAAAAAGAAACCUGCCAAGAGUCUGCCUCUCCAGGAGGUGGUGCCCUCGGACUCAGAUGACCCUUCUCAUGGCAACAGGUUCCAAGAGUCCUACCCCAAGAGAUACCUCAAGCCUAAGGUGGGAGGGAGAUGGCAUCACUUAUCUCUGUAACACCCUGAAAUCUCAAGAGUAGUGCAUGCAAGGUCAAC